Molecule: messenger RNA, 5722 nt
Organism: Myxocyprinus asiaticus (Chinese sucker)
Lineage: Eukaryota; Metazoa; Chordata; Actinopteri; Cypriniformes; Catostomidae
Product: golgin subfamily A member 2-like
Exons: 28
Coding region: 54-3284 (1076 amino acids)
Biological process (GO): Golgi organization
Cellular component (GO): cis-Golgi network; Golgi apparatus; Golgi cisterna membrane
Molecular function (GO): protein binding
Source: RefSeq, a predicted model, not a curated record
CGCGCGUAUGAUCUGAUGACGUGGAGCUGCCGUUCGCUCAGCUGCGCGAGAGGAUGGCGGACCAGAGCAGGCAAACCAAACUCGCUGCAGCCAAGAAAAGGCUGAAGGAGUUUCAGCAGAAGACUACACCAUCUACAGGAAGUGCUGGACCAAAGAAGAAGAGGAAAGUCAAAGGAGGAGAUCAGCCUGACACACCUGCUGACAGACACUCGCCUGACAAUGUGAGUCAGAUUGAGAAUAUUCUCAAAGUUUUGGUGUCUGAUGUUAGCGUGACUAAUGGAGUUUCUCAGCCUCCAUUUGUCAACAGCAGUAAGGAUCAUGUGGAUGUGGUGAACCGGGUCUCUCCGGAUCUGGAGGAGACCAGCGCUGAACCUGAGCGAGACUCAGCUGUGUGUAACCUCGCUUCUGCUAUUAACACUGAGUGUGUCGCUGAUAACGCUGUCCUGCAGCAGAAUUCGACAGCAGAUUCAAAUGGUGAUCAGCAUCAUGUGGAAGAAAACCGGACGCUGUCAUCUACAGAGAGUUUGAGACAGCUCUCACAGCAGCUCAAUGGACUUCUGUCUGAAUCAACAACAUACAUCAAUGGAGACAGCGGACCGCCAACUGUCAGUGAGAAAGACCUGGAGACUCGCAACCAAGAGCUGGCAGCUGCGCUGGACUCCAGCACGCUAACAAAUGCGCAGCUCACAGCUAAACUCGAGACACUGACGAAGCAGACUCGAGAGCUUUCUGAACAACUACAGAAGGAGCGUAAAGAUUUUGAACACAAGUUUAAUAAGGAACAGGGCGCUAUGCGUGAACAGCUACAGGUUCACAUUCAAACCAUCGGCAUCCUUGUAUCAGAGAAAUCAGACCUACAGACGGCCCUGUCUUACACACAGCAGGCAGCACGACAGAAAACAGUUGAGGCAGAGGAUCUGAACUCGAGGCUUCAUGCCAGUAAACAGCGAGUGUCUGAACUCGAGAGAACAUUAUCUACAGUCUCUACUCAGCAGAAACACUUUGAGAAGCAUAAUAAAGAACUUGAAAAGGAGAGGGACCGUUUACGAUUAGAAGUCCUCAGAUUUAAUAAUUUGAAUGAGGAGUCCAGACAGCAGAGCUCUGAACUUUCUGAGCAGCUCAAGCUGAGAGUAAACGAGAAUAACGCCAUGAAACUGGAACUGAAUGAAUUACGCAAGCGUCUGGAGAUGGCCGACGACAUACUGCAACAGUUCUCCAGUGAGUCUGGUCCUCCGUCGGAACAUCAGCAGGUUCAACUCCUCCUGGAAGAGAAACACCAUUUAGAGGCUCACACUGCUCAGUUGGUGGAGUCAGUCACUCAGCUGCAGUUAGAGAGAGAUCAGUACGCUGUACAGAUACAAGAAGAGGGACAAGUGUGGAAAGACAAGACUGAACAACUGCUGUCACAGAUGCGUGUAAUGUCAGAGGAGAGGGACAGCAAUGCAGCAAAGAUUCAAGAGCUGCAGGAGAAAAUCACAGAACUGGAGAACGCUGCAGCUGUGAUGAGUAAAGAGCAGGAAGCUCAGUCAGUGUCACAGAUCUCAGGUCAGUCAGAAACUGAACUGGCCCUUCAGGAAACCAUCAACAGCCUUCAACAUGAGAGAGACGCUCUCAGUCUACAAUACCAAGCACAGGUGCGGGACAAUGAGCAGCUGAGUCGACUAGUUCAGGAACAAGAGAUGAGACUGGAGCAACUGGAGAGACAAACGGAGCGCACGGCCGACGACGCUCAAAAUCGACUGCGCAUUCUAGAAGACGCACAAAGCGACAAAGCCACCAUCAGCCGCGCACUCGCGCAAAACAGAGACCUCAAAGAUCAGCUGGCCGAACUUCAGAACGGCUUUGUUAAGUUGACCAAUGAGAACAUGGAGUUGGCCAGCGCUCUUCAAUCAGAGCAGCACAUCAAGAAGGAGAUCGCUCAUAAGAUGGGUCAACUGCAGGAAGAUCUGCACAAUGCCAAAGAACAGCUGCUGGAGAAGUCGCAGGAAGUGACGUCAGUGCAGGAGCAGAGAGAUCAGUAUCUGGCCCAUCUGCAGCAGUACACAGCUGGAUAUCAGCAGCUCGUGUCUGAACGAGAACAUCUGCACAAGCAGUUCCUCCACCAGGUGCAGCUGAUGGACCGAUUGCAGCACGAUGAGGUGCAGGGCAAAGUUCAGCUGGAGCAGAGUCACCAGGAGCUCCAGCAGGCGCAGGAGAAGUUGAAUCAGCUGGCUAGAGACAACGAAGAGUUGAAGACUGAAGUGCAGGAACUGUUGAACAGCUCCACACUGAAUCCAUCACUCAGAGAUCAGGGUGAUGGGUUGGAAAGUCAGUCACUCCCAGAGAGCUUCCUGAAAUCUCAGAUAGUCAUUCCAGAAGACUUUGAGAGCAGAGACGAUAUGGAGCAGUUUGUGCAUUCUGCUCUAUCACGUCUGGAGGAAGAGCGAGAUGAGAUGAGCCGGCAGUUUGAGGAAGAGAGGAGACUUCAUCAUGCUGCACGGCAACAGAUGGCGGCCAUGAGCCACGAGCAUCAGCGUCAUCAUCAUCAUAACAGUACACCUGGAGAAACAGGGAGCUCGGAUAGCGUUCCAGUGGAAGUUCAUGAGGCUCUGCGUGUUGCUAUGGAGAAGCUUCAGGAGCGUUUCACAGCUGUCAUGCAUGAGAAGGUGGAUCUGAAGGAGAGGGUGGAGGAGCUCGAGCAUCGCUGCAUUCAACUUUCUGGAGAAACAGACACUAUCGGUGAAUACAUCGCGCUGUAUCAGAACCAGAGAGCCAUCAUGAAACAGAGACACUUUGAGAAAGAGCAGUACAUCAACAUGCUGGCCAAAGACAAAGAGGAGAUGAAGGCGAAGCUAGCAGAGCUGCAGGACCUGGUGAUGCGUUUGGUGGGCGAGAGAAAUGAGUGGUACAGCAGGUGCAUGAGUCCCGUCAGUAAUCCAGACCUGCUGCUCGCUGGAGAAGACCACAUUCACCCUGCAGAGCGACUCGAGGAGCUCAACGGGGAGGACAGCCCAGCGAUUCUGGACAUGAGCUCAACGAUUGAUCUUCAGUCUUCAGCACCUCAGUCCAGCACAGACCCUGAGAUUCAGUACCAGAGCCCUGAGAGACCAGGAUCUGGACCAGACCUCUCCGCAGGCCCGUCUCUGAGACCCAAAGAAGAUGGCACCGCCCGUCAGAUCAUGCAGCUUCUGCAAGAGAUCCAGAACCCUCAGGCCAGACCCCCUCUCUUCCUGGGAGAAAACCCCUGCAUCCCUUUCUUCUACCGGCCCGAUGAACAUGAUGAAGUGAAGAUCUUGGUGGUCUGAUAAAUGUCUGUUGUGUUUCUCUGGUCUUGAAUCUCUCUCUGUCAGUCUAACGGGGCGAAUUGAAAUCUAUUGACCUGAUCUUUCCUGAUUGGAUUUUAUUGGGCAAAAUGGACACAGAUAUUAAGGGUGUUUGGGAUUUUUGUCUUCUCCUCAUCUCUCUGAUUUCUAGAGUAAAUGAGAGAAAUGCAAUGCUCUCUGGACUUCUGGAGACCUUUGGCAUUUGGUUUUGGGUGUAAACCAGAUAUUCUAUAAACAAUAUCAGUUCUUGCUGCUCCUGUAUCCUUUGCCUGAUUGACUUUAUUUUUCUACACUUUAUUAAACAUAGGUGCAAUAGAUAGGUGAAAUUUUCCGACAGAUCAGUAAUCAGCUCUGGAAAGCCAAUGAUCCAUAUAAUUAAGGUUCCAUGAUUCAUAUAUAUUCUGUCCAAACAGUUGGAGUUGAUGCUAAAAGUUAACAGCAAUGGCUCUGGGACAGCAAAACACACUUAAAAACACACACUUACUAGGGCUUGAUAAGGAAUAUGAUUGAUUUGAUAGAGCAGGUUUGGACAAGGGGAUUUCCUAAAGAAGCAAAUAAUUCAUCGUUUGUUAGCUCGCAAAGAAAGUAGGGCAAAGUAUUGAGAAGGUAAUGUAAUGUAGAAUCACAACUAGGAAUUGAAUCAGAACUAGCGACUGAAUCGGAGAACUAGGGACCGAAUCAGAUAACUAGACAUUGAAUCAGAACUAUGAGCUGAAUCAGAGUACUAGGGACUGAAUCAGGACUACAAACUGAAUCGCAGAACUAGGAACUGAAUCAGAGAACUAGGUACUGAAACAACUAGGGACUGAAUCAGUGAACUAGGAACUGAAUCAGAGAACUAGGGACUGAAUCAGAGUACUAGGGACUGAAUCAGAGUACUAGGGACUGAAUAGGGACCAUGAACCGAAUAAGAACUAGGGACUGAAUCGGAGUACUAGGGACUGAAUCGGAGUACUAGGGACUGAAUCGGAGUACUAGGGACUGAAUCGGAGAACUAGGUACUGAAUAGGGACCAUGAACCGAAUAAGUACUAGGGACUGAAUCGGAGUACUAGGGACUGAAUCGGAGUACUAGGGACUGAAUCGGAGUACUAGGUACUGAAUAGGGACCAUGAACCGAAUAAGAACUAGGGACUGAAUCGGAGUACUAGGGACUGAAUCGGAGUACUAGGGACUGAAUCGGAGUACUAGGGACUGAAUCGGAGUACUAGGGACUGAAUCGGAGUACUAGGGACUGAAUCGGAGUACUAGGUACUGAAUCGGAGAACUAGGUACUGAAUCAGAGAACUAGGUACUGAAUAGGGACCAUGAACCGAAUAAGAACUAGGGAGUGAAUCAGUGAACUAGGGAGUGAAUCUGAACUAGAACAUUUUGCAGAUUCAUGAAUCGUUUGGUUUGUGCUGUUUAGAAUUGUUUGAACAGGAAAUGUAAGAAUCGUAAUAUCCAGUUUAUGAACUGAGGGUUUGUGAUGGAACAAAUUAAUCUGUUUUUGAAUAUGACAGCAAGUUUAGCAGAAAACUCAUUCUGCUGUUGAAAAGAACAAACUUCUCCAAUGCUUAAUUAGGAGUUAAAUGGACAUCACAAUGUUUCAUGUAAUGCCACUAAUUGUCAGGGUUGUUUAUUCUUUUCAGUUGUAUUUUCAUUGGCCAUUAUUUAGUUUAAUCAAGGGGGAAUUGAUUGGCAGAUAUAAUUUCAGAUUUUCCCCCUACAGACACAAGCACCUUGUGUUAGUCCAGAACGCAUGACCCAUCAAAUCAAAACCUUUGGGAUGUUUGAGUGUUUAUAGAGAUGAUGGUGAUUGAGGCUAACUCUAUGAUGCUAGCUGUGUUUCGGCUGAGAGUUUGAGUGUCGAUUUGUAGAACAGUGAAGACUAGUGAACGAUGAUGUUAAGCGAUUAAUCGACUGUUUAAGUGCACAAGUUUAUGAAAGUUGUAUAUUUUAUACAAAUAUCAGAGUUGGUAAUGAUUCCUUUUACAUGAGCAGGACUUAGAGUGACUUCGUCCCCAAACAUCCUUUAUUAGAGUGAAAACGGCCCUACAAUACUUUCAAGAGGAUUAUGGGUGUUUACAAUCACUUCUCAAAUGGAUUUGGAAAUAUUGUUUAUGUAAUGCAUUAUAAAGCAUAUUAUACACCUUAUCAGUUGUGUGUUCAUAAAUGUAACCACAAUUAUAAUGCAUAAUACUUACCUACUGGAAUGCAUACACUUCAAAAAUAUAGAUAUAUUUUUUGAGACUUCUUGUUGUGUUCUCCAGUAAAAAUAUCUAAACAUUCUUAAAACAAGAUGAAUUUACUUGAGAGGCAGAAUUAUAUUUACGACAUAAGAUGUCUUGUUUUCAUCGAAAUCUAACAAACUUCAGUAAAGUUUGUUUGAAAGUUUGUGUGUGUGUGUGUGUGUGUGUGUGUGUGUGUGUGUGUGUGUGU